GAGUAAUAUUUAGUAUUAGGUAAAGUUUGGGAUAUAUCAGUCCGCCUUUAUUUGCUUUCCACUGCCACUGAUGCGCGCCGUGCGCCGUUUCUCGUCUAAACCAUCCGCGGCGAUUUUCCUUCCUCUUUGGAGCUCAGAGCUGUGUGUAAAGUUUCAUCAAUAUCCAUGGGAAAGAAGCGGAAACACAGUGAAACUGCGACUGUGGCCAAUGGGAAUAAACAUGAAGGUGCACCAGAAAGGCCUAAGAGGACUCUCUUAGGUUGGAAAGAUGAUUCCAUUGACGAGAAUAAAGAAACUAACUCUGGGGUUAGUUUUAGAAAUAAAGAAAAGGUCUUGGUUACUUGUUCUCGUCGCAUUAGCUUCAGGUAUCGGCAUUUAAUGCUGAACUUGGUUUCCCUUUUGCCUCACUGUAAGAAAGAUAACAAGGUGGAGUCUAAGGAUAGUAAAGGUGCAACUUUGAAUGAGCUAGUUGAGCUGAAGAGCUGUUCGUCUUGUUUAUUCUUCGAGUGCCGGAAGGGAAAGGACCUUUAUCUAUGGAUGGCCAAGUGCCCGAAUGGUCCUUCUGUGAAGUUCUUAGUUAAUGCAGUGCACACGAUGGAAGAAUUGAAGCUAACUGGAAAUCACUUGAAGGGUUCACGGCCUAUCUUGACUUUCUCAAGCAACUUUGAUAAAGACCCGCACUGGAAGCUUUUGAAAGAAAUGGUCAUACAGAUUUUUGGAACUCCAAAGGAUCACCGCAAAUCUAAACCUUUCCAUGAUCACGUUUUUGUGUUUUCAAUCCUUGAUGAUCACAUAUGGUUCCGUAAUUACCAGAUAUCUUGUCCUCAUACUGGAACACAAAAAAUAGACCGUGGGGACCUGGAAAAGAUGACCCUUGUUGAGGUUGGUCCAAGGUUCUGCUUGAACCCAAUUAAAAUAUUUGGUGGUAGCUUUGGUGGCCCCACACUCUACGAGAAUCCAUUUUACGUUUCACCAAAUCAGAUCCGAUCAUUAGAGAAAAAACAGAAGGCCGGGAAAUAUGCUAAGAAAGUCAAAGCCAAGACUAGGAGAAAAAUGCAUCAGUUGUCAAAUCCUCUAGAAGUCGAUGAGUUUGCUGAUAUGUGGAAGGAAUGAUGAAUCAUUGCCCAAACCUAGCAUCUUUUUUGUUUUGCCGUUGUUACUAAGGCUUUUUUUUAAUCACUGGACGCAUCAGGGAAAUGAGAGCAUCGCCAAGAUGCUGCAGUUUUGUUCUAUUAGAGUUAUGUUUGCUAUCCAUUUUAAACGCUCUUCAGAUUGUUUUAUUUUGUAGUGGGAAAGUAUUACAGGGUGUAAAAAUGCCCGUUAUUUUGUUCUGCAGUUUUCUAUUAUCAUUUCUCUUGCAUAGAAACAUGAUAACUUCCAUGGAUUAGAUGGUUGGGUUAUUUGUC
Nicotiana tabacum (common tobacco) is the source of this 1406-nucleotide messenger RNA. RefSeq names its product ribosome biogenesis protein BRX1 homolog 1. Gene Ontology annotation, biological process: ribosomal large subunit assembly; rRNA processing. Gene Ontology annotation, molecular function: rRNA binding. The record is from RefSeq and is a predicted model, not a curated record. Lineage: Eukaryota; Viridiplantae; Streptophyta; Magnoliopsida; Solanales; Solanaceae. Gene Ontology annotation, cellular component: nucleolus.